CAUACCCCCUCACUAUCCCGAAGAGACCUCCAGACACAGAAACUGUUCCACAAUAAUCCUCCUCCGAUAGCUAGGCGUCGGGCCCGCUGCUGUUGAGGUGUCGAUAAGAUGGGAAGAGCCGCAAUGCAUCCCACCGACCGAAAGCGUCGGGUCACCACCUGUGUGCCCUGCUACACCAGGAAACAGAGGUGCAACCGCCAAUACCCGUGCAACCAUUGCACCCGACGUCGACGGCCGGAGGAGUGUGUCUACCAGUCCAUCGUUACUGGAGACUCCUCGAGCACUUUGCUCUUGGAGCCUACGAGAGACCCUGAGCCCCAGGAACCCCCCAAUAUCCACUUACCAGAUGGGUCUCCCAAGACCUCCCCGGCCGAGACACAGAAUGGCUCGUCUAAUUCACACUCAGCUCUGGCUAAAUCGUUCGGCUACUUCGAGCACAGUGAUUCUAACACAAUGGCUUUGCUAAAGAAGUGGGACUUGGGUGGCGAAGGGGACACAGACAGAAGCACCCAGGGCAUGUCAAGUGAAGUGCUACAGAAGGUCAAACAAGACCUGGAAAAAAUCCCUCCCCGUCCGAUCCUAGAUUUUCUGAUGCAGUAUUUCGUCGAUGAAUUGAACUGUCGGAACUCUUCAUCUCCGGCCAUCCUUUCGAACUUCCUCAAUCUAGAAGACGGCUCCGGAUUCUGGAUGUCUUCCGAAGAAUUAAAUCCAACCUUGAUGCCAGACAUGUUACCCAUGAUAGCGCAUGGUGACUCAUACUCAAUGCUGCAAUUUCCUUCUCUGGACCGUGCGUCUUGGAAUGGCAAUAUUCACUCGUAA
Molecule: messenger RNA, 819 nt
Organism: Aspergillus vadensis CBS 113365
Lineage: Eukaryota; Fungi; Ascomycota; Eurotiomycetes; Eurotiales; Aspergillaceae
Exons: 5
Coding region: 109-819 (236 amino acids)
Biological process (GO): regulation of DNA-templated transcription
Molecular function (GO): DNA-binding transcription factor activity, RNA polymerase II-specific; zinc ion binding
Source: RefSeq, a predicted model, not a curated record